Molecule: messenger RNA, 1038 nt
Organism: Monodelphis domestica (gray short-tailed opossum)
Lineage: Eukaryota; Metazoa; Chordata; Mammalia; Didelphimorphia; Didelphidae
Product: olfactory receptor 7C2
Biological process (GO): G protein-coupled receptor signaling pathway
Cellular component (GO): membrane
Molecular function (GO): G protein-coupled receptor activity; olfactory receptor activity
Source: RefSeq, a predicted model, not a curated record
AUGGUACCAGGAAACCAAACACAAUUCACUGAAUUUCUCCUCCUGGGAUUUUCUGAGACACCAGAGCAGCAGGGGCCUCUCUUUGGGCUGUUCUUGGGCAUGUACUUGGUCACUGUGGUUGGAAAUCUGCUCUUAAUGCUCACCAUUGCCUCUGACUCUCACCUCCAUACACCCAUGUACUUCUUUGUCUCCAAUCUGUCCUUUGUGGAUCUCUGUGUCAUAACCACUACAGUCCCCAAGAUGUUUGUGAACAUCUUGACACAAAGUAAGGCUAUAUCUUAUGCUGCCUGUGUUGCUCAGAUGUACUUCUUUAUGGCUUUAAUUUGUGUGGACAAUUUCCUUCUCACUGCAAUGGCCUAUGACCGGUUUGUGGCAAUCUGUCAACCUCUACACUAUGCAACCAUCAUGAGCCCUAGACUCUGUGUCCUCUUGAUGAUGCUCUCUUGGAUAAUAAGCCUUGUUGAAGCCCUCAUUCAGAAUCUCAUGGUAAUGAGGCUUUCUUUCUGUGGAGAUCAUGAAAUUCAGCACUUCUUUUGUGAUUUCCCUCAAGUUUUGAAACUCUCUUGUUCUGACACCUUUAAUAAUUAUAUGUUAUUAUAUAUCAUGGCUGCAAUACUGGGCACUGUCCCACUCACAGGGAUUGUUUUUUCAUAUAGUCAGAUCUGUUCUACCAUUUUGAAAGUCCCAUCUGCUAAGGGUAAGUACAAAUCCUUUUCUACCUGUGGAUCUCAUCUCUCUGUUAUUUCUUUAUUCUAUGGCACAGGAAUGGGAGUAUAUUUCAGCUCUUCCAUUACUCACUCUUCCUGGAAGAGCACAGUUGCUUCAGCAAUGUAUGCUGUGGUCACACCCAUGUUGAACCCCUUUAUUUAUAGCCUGAGAAAUAAGGACAUAAAAGAUGCCGUUAGGAGGCUCAUUGGCAGAGUAACUUCCUUUGAGUGAUGGGGCUAGGUCCUGAUCCUCAGAAAAGAACACUUAUACUUUUGCAGAAAAUUAUGGGAAUCAACAAUCUUAUAUUCCUUAGUCCUCUCUCCAAAUACA